This is a messenger RNA of Phytophthora infestans T30-4, 306 nucleotides long. RefSeq lists its product as uncharacterized. NCBI's taxonomy places the organism in Eukaryota, Oomycota, Peronosporomycetes, Peronosporales, Peronosporaceae. The record is from RefSeq and is a predicted model, not a curated record. The transcript is spliced from 2 exons. The coding region runs from base 1 to 306 and encodes 101 amino acids.
AUGUCCAAGCAUUACCUGGUGGACCUUAUGGAGGGAUUGAGCUCAUCAGUGAUAACCCAGCGAAAGGAAUUGAAAGUGACCGCCAGGUUGGACCAGAAAAAGCACAUACCGCUUCAGGGCAGUCGGCGAAAAAGAAAAAAAAGAAAAAACAAGAAGAAAAGCAAGAAAAGCAAAACGGGCCAAGCCACAGGAGGCGCAACCAUCAAGGUGGGGGCAGCAGAGAUUGACGAGUUAUCAGACGUCACAAAUAUGCUCCAGGGGCUGCUAGUGUCGACGAACUUUCCUGACCAAGCAAACGACAACUGA